AUGUUGCUACGUCUACAACGUUACAACCUGAGAGUAGUCUACAAACCAGGCAGCCAAAUGUAUCUAGCCGAUCAUCUGUCAAGAGCGCCACUUCCUGUCAUAGAAGAGUUCCAAUCCGAGUUUGAAGUAUUUGCUGUCGAGGUGGAGUCAAUCAACCCUCUUGAGUCCAUCAAGGUUAGCCCAGACAGAUUGAACCAGAUUCAGAAAGCCACUGGACAAGAUCUCAUACUAGAAACCCUAAAGUCCACAGUCCUGCAAGGAUGGCCAGAGACAAAAGAUGAAGUACCUCAGAACAUAAGAGAAUACUGGAACUUCCGCGAAGAGAUAACCCUGUACAAUGGUAUCCUGUUGAAGAAUCAACGAGUCAUCAUACCUAAAGCAAUGAGGCCAGAAAUCCUGUCAAGGAUCCACUCUAGUCAUCAAGGCAUAACCUCAUGCAUCAGAAAAGCCAGAGAUGUGGUAUUUUGGCCAAACAUGUCUUCAGACAUCAAGGAAAUAGUGGAUAGAUGUCCAGUUUGUGCUGAGAACCAACCACAGAACAACUUCAUAGAAGUUGAUGAACUGGUUGAUAGCACCAUAUCAGCUGAAGUAAUCAAAGCUUUGAAACAACAGUUCAGCCGUCAUGGUAUUCCAGAUACUCUAGUUACUGAUAAUGGACCACAAUUUGAUUGUAAAGAGUUUCAACAGUUUGCAAAAGAAUGGGAGUUUGAACAUUUAUCAUCCUCACCAUAUCAUGCUAUCAGCAAUGGGAAAGCAGAAUCAGCUGUCAAAGUUGUAAAGCAGCUAUUCAAGAAAUCGAAUGAUCCAUUCAUGGCACUACUUAAUUACAGAAACACCCCAACUGAAGGUCUUGAUACCAGCCCAACUCAGCGCCUUAUGUCAAGGAGGACACGAACUUUACUAUCAACCGUCUCCAGCUUACUUAAUCCAGAAGUUCCCAGAGAUGUGAAAAGGAAAAUAGAAAAGAAGAGACAGAAAGCAAAGUUAUACUAUGACCAAAAGGUAAAGGUCCUUCCACAGAUAGAAGUAGUGAGAAGGAACAGACAAGCACUAAAGAUGUCCAACCCAGAAAGAAACCAAGUCAACAACUCAGAGACAAGCAGCAGUGAUGAUGCACCGCCUGUGGUCAACCCACUGAAACAAGAAAACCAGGAAAUCAGAAAACCAGAACCACAGAAAACCAGAACCAGAGAUGUUAAACUACCUGCCAAGUUUAAAGACUUUGUUAUGUAA
Exaiptasia diaphana is the source of this 1233-nucleotide messenger RNA. RefSeq lists its product as uncharacterized. Gene Ontology annotation, biological process: DNA integration. Gene Ontology annotation, molecular function: nucleic acid binding. The transcript has 3 exons. The coding region runs from base 1 to 1233 and encodes 410 amino acids. NCBI's taxonomy places the organism in Eukaryota, Metazoa, Cnidaria, Anthozoa, Actiniaria, Aiptasiidae. The record is from RefSeq and is a predicted model, not a curated record.